This is a messenger RNA of Cercospora beticola, 1973 nucleotides long. RefSeq names its product WD repeat RBAP46/RBAP48/MSI1 family protein. Gene Ontology annotation, biological process: chromatin remodeling; regulation of DNA-templated transcription. Gene Ontology annotation, molecular function: histone binding; nucleosome binding. Lineage: Eukaryota; Fungi; Ascomycota; Dothideomycetes; Mycosphaerellales; Mycosphaerellaceae. The record is from RefSeq and is a predicted model, not a curated record. Gene Ontology annotation, cellular component: cytoplasm; Rpd3L-Expanded complex; Rpd3L complex.
CGCCUGCCUCGCGUUCUGGCUCUGGCCUGCGCAUCGCUGUUUCCACCAUCGCCAGAUUCUGUAUCGCCUGCACUCAUUGCCAUCUGCACAUCUUCCUGUCGCUGCUCCCCAAUCGGGCCGUGCAAUACCGAGGUUGCUCCACUCCACUCGCCGCUGCAGCAGAGCAGCGCGUCUGCGUCUUCUUCCUCCUCAUGGACUCCAAAAUGGCCGGCUCCGCCGAGGAGCAGGAGGCUAUGCAGAACAAGAUCAUCAAUGAAGAGUACAAGAUAUGGAAGAAGAACAGCGUAUUCCUCUACGACAUCAUGUACAGCCGCGCCCUCGACUGGCCCACCCUCACCACCCAAUGGCUGCCCGAUGUGAAGCAAGAGCCAGGAAAGACGUCGCGUCAACACCGAAUGAUCUUGGGCACACACACAUCUGGCGCGCAGGCAGAGUAUCUGCAGAUCGCCCACAUCAAUCUCCCACAACCGCCAGCCAUGUCAAUGGCUGAUUACAACCCUGCGAGCGAAGAGCUGGGAGGACACGGCGCUGCCAAAGAGCCCAUCGUAUUCUCAGUCGUGCAGAAGAUCACACAUCCUGGCGAGGUCAACAAGGCCCGCUACCAACCUCAGAAUCCCAACAUCAUCGCUACCUGGGCACCCGAUCGAAAUCUCUACGUUUGGGACCGCACAAAGCACCCAUCUAUUCCAAAGCCAAACGAAAUCAAGCCCCAAGCGAUUCUCAAGGGCCACACAGGAGAAGGCUUUGCUGUUGAGUGGAGUCCCUUUACCGAGGGCGAGCUCAUCAGUGGUAGCGAGGACAAGACCGUCCGACUAUGGAAUCUUGCUCGCGACUUCUCUCGCGACAACACGACCAUCACACCUGGCCGCACCUUCACCCACCACUCCGCCGUGGUCAACGAUGUGCAGUAUCACCCAAUGCACGGCAAGAAUCUUUGGGGUUCCGUUUCAGAUGACCUCACCAUGUGCUUAAUGGACAACCGAUCAAAAUCUGAUAGCAAGCCCGCCAUCCAGUUCUUGAACGCCCACACCGACGCCAUCAACACAUUAUCCUUCCACCCUAAGCACGACAAACUCUUCGCCACUGGCUCUGCAGAUAAGACGAUUGGUAUUUUCGAUCUACGUUUCCCAGAGCACGGCAAGAUUCACAGCCUAGAGGGCCACAAAGAUGUCAUUACGAAGGUCGAUUGGCACCCUUGGGACUCUGGUAUUCUGGCAUCCAGUUCCGACGAUCGUCGCAUCAUCUUCUGGGAUCUGUCCAAGGGAGGCGCUGAGCAAACGCCAGAUGAUGCCGAGGACGGCCCGCCUGAGAUGCUAUUCAUGCAUGGAGGACACACUAAUAGGAUUUCCGACUUCUCGUGGAACCGCACUGACCCAUGGGUCAUCUGCUCGACCGGUGAAGACAACUUGAUUCAAUGCUGGAGAGCUAGCCGCCAUCUGGUCGAAGUCCUGCCCGCUGCCGUGCCGCCUCCAGAAGUCGAGGAAUAGUGGUACUUCGAUGAAACAGACGACACCUGGGUGACAUUCCGAUGGAAUAAAGGCGACCCUCUGCCGCCACGUUUUUGGCGCGUCGACGAUGAGUCUGACGAUGACGAGCAAAGUGAUGGGACUUUCUCUGCGUACAGCGAGGACAAUGCGCAUACUCGACGGGAACGUGAGAGAGUAACGAGUUCAACAAGGUUGUGGUACAAUGCACCACGCUGGCGACCGGGCGAUUCUUCCGACGAAUCAUAGACGUAUGGAACGGAUCCGGCGAGGGCUGGCUGAGAAAUCUGAAUACUCGAAAGCAUGGUUGGUAUGAGAUUCUGGCCAUUCUCCCUUGCCUUUGUGGCACAGCAGCAGAGAAAGCGUCAAAUUUGCGGUGAUGAUCAACAUCCAAAAAUUAGCUUGCAAUCAGAACGUUGACAGCGAUUCACAGUAUCUGUCAUGAUGCGAAAUGUCUAGCCAUGACGUUGUUUGCUUGUGUCCCUACCG